AUGCUGAUAUGUUAUGAAUAUACUCAGUUGCAUAUUCACAAACCGCAUUCUGAUCUGAUAUGCUUGAUUUUUUUGCAGCUUGGUGUUGACACCGUCCCUGUACUUGUUGGUCCAGUCUCUUACUUGUUGCUUUCCAAGGCUGCCAAGGGUGUUGACAAGUCAUUUGAUCUCCUUUCCCUUCUCCCAAAAAUCCUCGCCGUCUACAAGGAAGUGAUUUCUGAGCUUAAGGCAGCUGGUGCCACCUGGAUUCAGCUUGACGAGCCUGUCCUUGUUAUGGAUCUUGAGGGCCACAAACUCGAGGCCUUUACCGCUGCCUACGCUGAACUCGAAUCAACUCUUUCUGGUUUGAAUGUUCUCGUGGAGACCUACUUCGCUGAUAUCCCUGCUGAGGCAUACAAGACCCUAACUUCGUUGAAGGGUGUGACUGCCUUUGGAUUUGAUUUGGUUCGUGGCACCAAGACCCUUGAUUUGGUCAAGGCUGGUUUCCCCGAGGGAAAAUACCUCUUUGCUGGUGUUGUUGACGGAAGGAACAUCUGGGCCAAUGACUUUGCUGCGUCUCUAAGCACCUUGGAGGCACUUGAGGGCAUUGUUGGUAAAGCCCACUCAUCUUCCUCGCUCUCUCUUUCGCCUUCUCCUCUUAGCCAACCCUUUCUCUCCGAUUCUUCCUCCGUGAGAUCUGGAUCUGACUACGAUCUAUUGUCAUCUUUUGAAAAAUGA
Molecule: messenger RNA, 717 nt
Organism: Camelina sativa (false flax)
Lineage: Eukaryota; Viridiplantae; Streptophyta; Magnoliopsida; Brassicales; Brassicaceae
Source: RefSeq, a predicted model, not a curated record